UCCAAGAGGGUCAUGACAUUUUGCACUUUUUAUAUCCUCUUCUUCCUCAUCAAGCCUUUGAUUCUUGAGUAUGCAAUCAAACCUUCUGCUUCCUCUCUGUUCCCUUCCAGCAAUCUCCACACCAAUCCCUCCAGGGUCUCUCCUUAAGGUCGGUUCAGUCAAACAAAAGAGACAUUAAUAUAAAGAAUAUGCAAACAUCUCAGAAACAUCACAGUGCAGCUGGACUUCACAUGCUGUAUCCUCAACCACACUGUUCACCUCAGUUUCAAAUGAUAGACAACAAUGGCUCCUCCAAAGAAAGCUUCUUCACCCUCGAAUCAUCAACUGCUUCUGGUACUACUCUUCCUUCCUAUGACUCCCCUUCUUCUGUGAGCAUCAAAUCUGGCCGGAGCCCGUUUUCUCCUCAGGGCUCUCACUCAUGCAUCUCUGAUCCACAUCCUUCCCCUGAAAACGUGUAUGAAUCUUCCUUGACCGCGGCGUCUUCCUACAUCUACGACGAAGCCGGGGUCAAGAGCAAGAUCCGUGAACUCGAGGACACGCUGCUGAGUUCUGACCCCAAAGUUGAAGAAUACUCAGGCUUCAGCCCUGCCGCUGGGAAGUCAUGGAACUGGGACGAGCUCUUGGCGUUGACUCCACAGCUAGACUUGAAAGAGGUGCUACUAGAGGGAGCUCGUGCGGUCGCUGACGGGGACUUCGCUACAGCGUGUGGGUUCAUCGACGUCUUGGAACAGAUGGUGUCGGUCUCAGGAAGUCCUAUCCAACGUCUAGGCGCUUACAUGGCGGAAGGGCUUAGAGCGAGGCUUGAAGGGUCUGGAGGGAAUAUAUACAGAGCCUUGAAGUGCAACGAACCAACGGGGAGAGAACUCAUGUCUUACAUGGGAGUUCUCUAUGAGAUCUGUCCUUACUGGAAGUUCGCGUACACAGCCGCAAACGCUGCCAUCUUGGAAGCAACGGCUGGUGAUAACAGAAUCCACGUCAUCGAUUUCCAGAUCGCGCAGGGAUCACAGUACAUGUUCCUCAUCCACGAGCUUGCUAAACGCCCCGGUGGGCCACCGUUGCUGCGUGUAACGGGCGUGGAUGAUUCACAGUCUUACUACGCCCGUGGGGGAGGACUCACCUUGGUAGGUGAGAAGCUCGCCAACAUGGCGAAGUCGUGCGGCGUGCCGUUUGAGUUUCACGACGCGAUCAUGUCCGGGUGCGAGGUCCACAGGGAACACUUAGGGGUGGAGCCUGGGUUUGCAGUCGUUGUGAACUUCCCUUACGUGUUGCACCACAUGCCCGACGAGAGCGUGAGCGUGGAGAAUCAUAGAGACAGGCUGCUCCAUCUGAUCAAGAGCCUCGGACCGAGGCUCGUGACGCUGGUGGAGCAAGAAUCCAACACCAACACGUCGCCUUUCCUGUCGCGGUUCGCGGAGACGCUUGAUUACUACACGGCGAUGUUUGAGUCGAUCGAUGCGGCGAGGCCGAGGGAUGAUAAGCAGAGGAUCAGCGCGGAGCAGCACUGUGUGGCGAGGGAUAUAGUGAACAUGAUAGCGUGCGAGGAGAGGGAGAGAGUUGAGAGACACGAGGUGCUUGGGAAGUGGAGGGUGAGAAUGAUGAUGGCAGGGUUCGUGGGAUGGCCGGUUGGCGGAUCCGCGGCGUUUGCGGCGAGUGAGAUGCUGAAAGGUUACGAUAAAAACUAUAAACUAGGAGGGAGUGAUGGAGCGUUGUAUCUCUUUUGGAAGAGGAGACCCAUGGCUACAUGUUCCGCUUGGAAACCAAACCUGAAUCAGAUUGUGUAGGACAUGGUGGUGAACUGAGAGUGGAUGAAGAAGAAGACUACACAUCUGGCAGCCUGUAAAUUUUUGAGGAUGUGUAAUGAUGUUUUAAGUUGUAACACAAAUUACAAGUCAACUAGUUAUAUAUAUUUGUAUACACAGCAAACCUGGUGGUGGUUGUUUUUUCUCCUGUAAAUUUGCUGCUGUUGUGGGAGUGGGUGUUACUAGUGAACUAUAACCAAAGCAUUACUUAAUCUUC
Brassica rapa (field mustard) is the source of this 2016-nucleotide messenger RNA. Its product is annotated as scarecrow-like protein 13. NCBI's taxonomy places the organism in Eukaryota, Viridiplantae, Streptophyta, Magnoliopsida, Brassicales, Brassicaceae. The record is from RefSeq and is a predicted model, not a curated record.